AACCCUAACUUUUGCAAUCUCGAGUGAUUCAGCUGCAUCAGAGGUCUAGAGCCAAUCGUAGCAGAAUACACAAGGAAUCAGAGCUUCAAAUUCGACAUGGGAAAGGUUCACGGAUCGUUGGCUCGUGCCGGAAAAGUGCGAGGCCAAACCCCUAAGGUGGCCAAGCAAGACAAGAAGAAGCAGCCCCGUGGACGUGCUCACAAGCGCAUUCAAUACAACCGCCGUUUCGUCACCGCCGUUGUUGGUUUUGGAAAGAAGAGGGGGCCAAACUCAUCAGAGAAGUAAGCCGAUUGAUGCGCCUUUUGCUUAGUCCGAUGGAAAUUUUAGACCGUUAAUCAUGUUGACUUUGACCAUACUCGCUACUUUUCGUUGAACAAUGCUUAUAAGUUGUGAUGUUGGUUAACGUUUAAGUUUCAACUAAAGAUCAGUAUCGUGUUUUUGGGAAUUUUAUGGUCAUUUCAUUGCAAUCUACACGCCUUUCCGUCC
Messenger RNA from Cynara cardunculus var. scolymus (artichoke), 486 nucleotides. RefSeq names its product 40S ribosomal protein S30. Gene Ontology annotation, molecular function: structural constituent of ribosome. The coding region runs from base 97 to 285 and encodes 62 amino acids. The transcript has 3 exons. Gene Ontology annotation, cellular component: cytosolic small ribosomal subunit; ribosome. Gene Ontology annotation, biological process: translation. The record is from RefSeq and is a predicted model, not a curated record. Lineage: Eukaryota; Viridiplantae; Streptophyta; Magnoliopsida; Asterales; Asteraceae.